Gossypium raimondii (Peruvian cotton) is the source of this 3363-nucleotide messenger RNA. RefSeq names its product cell division cycle 5-like protein. The coding region runs from base 185 to 3061 and encodes 958 amino acids. Gene Ontology annotation, biological process: mRNA splicing, via spliceosome. Gene Ontology annotation, cellular component: Prp19 complex; spliceosomal complex. The record is from RefSeq and is a predicted model, not a curated record. NCBI's taxonomy places the organism in Eukaryota, Viridiplantae, Streptophyta, Magnoliopsida, Malvales, Malvaceae. The transcript has 4 exons.
AAAUAAAAAAAUUAUAAGAUUAGGAUCCCUUGUUCUGGCUCCGCAGUUACUCUUUAAACAGAAAAUCUAGGGUUUAAAGAGCUUAAAAUUCAGAGCUUUUUCAAUUGAAAAUCUAGGGUUUAUAAUUUUUGAAGCUUCCAUUUCAAUCAAAUCUUUCAAGGGAAACAAAGAAACGUGAGCGAAGAUGAGGAUUAUGAUAAAAGGAGGAGUAUGGAAGAACACGGAGGAUGAGAUCUUAAAAGCGGCGGUUAUGAAAUAUGGGAAGAAUCAAUGGGCUCGGAUUUCUUCUUUGCUUGUUCGUAAAUCUGCUAAGCAAUGUAAAGCUCGUUGGUAUGAGUGGCUGGAUCCUUCCAUCAAAAAGACUGAGUGGACUAGAGAAGAGGACGAGAAACUGCUUCAUCUUGCUAAGCUCAUGCCAACACAAUGGAGAACGAUUGCUCCAAUUGUUGGUCGGACUCCAUCGCAAUGUCUUGAACGGUAUGAGAAGCUCCUUGAUGCAGCCUGUGCUAGAGAUGAAAACUAUGAGCCAGGUGAUGAUCCCCGGAAAUUGCGCCCUGGAGAGAUUGACCCAAAUCCCGAAUCAAAGCCUGCUCGUCCAGAUCCUGUUGAUAUGGAUGAGGAUGAGAAGGAAAUGCUUUCUGAAGCUCGUGCUCGGCUUGCUAAUACUAGAGGCAAGAAAGCGAAGAGGAAAGCUAGGGAGAAACAGCUUGAAGAGGCCAGGAGACUUGCUUCUUUGCAAAAAAGGAGGGAGCUUAAGGCUGCUGGAAUUGAUACAAGGCAACGGAAGAGGAAGAGGAAGGGAAUUGACUAUAAUGCUGAAAUUCCUUUUGAGAAGAGGCCUCCUCCAGGCUUUUAUGAUGUUGCUGAUGAAGAUAGACCUGUAGAGCAGCCUAAGUUCCCAACUACUAUUGAGGAACUUGAGGGAAAAAGAAGAGUUGAUAUAGAAGCACAGUUAAGAAAGCAGGAUGUUGCGAAGAAUAAAAUUUCACAGAGGCAGGAUACUCCAUCAGCAAUAUUGCAGGCAAACAAGUUGAAUGAUCCAGAAACGGUAAGAAAGAGAUCAAAACUUAUGCUGCCAUCACCCCAGAUUUCUGAUCAUGAAUUGGAGGAGAUUGCAAAGAUGGGAUAUGCCAGUGAUCUUCUUGCAGAGAAUGAGGAACUGGCUGGAGGGAGUGGUGCAACUCGUGCUCUUCUCGCAAAUUAUUCUCAGACACCACGUCCAGGAAUGACACCUUUACGAACCCCACAAAGAACACCAGCUGGAAAAGGUGAUGCUAUUAUGAUGGAAGCUGAAAAUUUGGCUAGGCUGAGAGAGUCCCAAACACCAUUACUUGGUGGAGAAAAUCCAGAGUUGCACCCUUCAGAUUUCUCAGGGGUCACACCUAAAACACAGAUCCAAACACCAAAUCCAAUGUUGACUCCUGCUGCAACUCCUGGAACUGCAGGUCUUACGCCUAGAACUGGAAUGACACCAUCAAGGGAUGGCUAUUCUUUUGCUUUGACCCCUAAAGGAACUCCUAUCAGGGAUGGGCUCCACAUAAACGAAGAGAUGGACCUUCAUGACAGUGCCAAACUUGAGCAGCGGAGACAAGCUGAUCUAAGAAGGAAUUUGCGAUCUGGACUUGGUACUCUUCCGCAGCCAAAGAAUGAGUACCAAAUAGUCAUUCAGCCACCCCCAGAAGAUAAUGAAGAACCAGAGGAGAAGAUUGAAGAAGACAUGUCUGAUCGGAUUGCUAGAGAAAGGGCCGAGGAAGAAGCACGACAGCAGGCAUUACUUAAGAAGAGAUCAAAAGUGUUGCAGAGGGAGCUUCCGAGACCUCCUAGUGCCUCUCUGGAAUUAAUUAGAGAUUCUUUGAUGAGGACCGAUGGUGACAAAAGUUCUUUUGUUCCCCCUACUUCAAUUGAGCAGGCUGAUGAAAUGAUAAGAAAAGAGCUUUUGUCCUUGCUGGAACAUGAUAAUGCUAAGUAUCCACUUGAUGAAAAGGCAAAUAAGGCGAAGAAAAAAGGUGCCAAGCGUCCUGCAAAUGGAUCCAUUCCCAGUAUUGAAGAUUUCGAAGAAGAGGAAAUGAAAGAGGCUGAUUCUUUGAUUAAGGAGGAGGCUGAAUUUCUUCGUGUGGCAAUGGGGCAUGAAAAUGAAUCUCUUGAUGAUUUUGUGGAAGCACAUAAUACUUGCCUAAAUGAUCUCAUGUACUUCCCUACUCGUAAUGCUUAUGGUCUAUCAAGUGUUGCUGGAAAUAUGGAGAAACUUGCAGCCUUGCAAACUGAAUUUGAAAAUGUGAAAAAGAAGAUGGAUAAUGAUAAGUCGAAGGCAGAAAGCAUGGAGAAGAAGUACAAUGUUCUCACACAGGGUUAUGAGAGACGGGCUGCAACUCUUUGGCGUCAUAUUGAGUCUACUGUUAAGCAGAUAGAUACUGCAGGAACAGAGCUAGAAUGUUUUCAAGCAUUACAAAAGCAGGAACAUUUAGCGGCAUCACACAGAAUAAAUGGUCUCUGGGAGGAAGUCCAGAAACAGAAGGAGCUUGAACAAACCUUACAAAGACGCUACGGGAAUCUCAUGUCUGAGUUGGAAAGGAUGCAAAGACUUAUGAAUGUAUAUAGAGCACAAGCAGAAAAGCAAGAAGAGGCAGGUGAAAAGAAUCAUGCUCUUGAGUUGUCUGAGGCUGCAGCAAGCCAAGUUGCUGUACCUAGCGCAGGACAUUCAGAGCCUGCACCUUCCUUGGAGCAUCUUGACUCUUCUCUUGAUGGCCUACCAAGUGCAGAAGUUGAUGUGAAUGCUGAUUCAGGAAAAGAACAUGCUACUAUGGAUAUUGGAACAGAUGGAAACAUGCACAUAAAUGAGGCAUUGGUUGUGGAAGACAAAGGAGAUGAUAUCACACAGACAAUUAAUAAGAUGAGUGGGGAUGCUGCUACAAGUUCUGAGGUUGCUACAGAAUCUAUAAAUCCGGAUUCAGUCUCUACCAAACAGGAAAGCAUCCAAGAAACGGUUGAAGCUACCGAGGUUGACAAUUCUUGUGUCUUGGGUGGAGACACUGCUGAAAAUCAAACUGGAAUGGAGGAAUAGCUUUUUGAGCUCUGAACAAGUAUUGAGUUUCAUCAGACAGCAAGAGAUUAAAGCCUUAUACAAUGAGUAGUAUUGGGGCAUUUGAUGGAACCAUAUCUGCUUCUCUAUUUUUAUAAAUCAUGAAAGUGUUACAUGGAUUCCAGCUAUGUUCAGAGCUUUUUAUGUUGUAUUUCUUUGCAUCACUGUAUUUUCCAGUGCCAGAGUUUUUUGUCUCUUAGAAGAAACCUGGAAAAGAAAUACCGGUAAUAUGAAACAUGUGAUCAUUAUAAGAUUUGAAUAACUGUUGUAGUUUUUUUGGGGAA